Penicillium brevicompactum is the source of this 761-nucleotide messenger RNA. RefSeq lists its product as uncharacterized. The record is from RefSeq and is a predicted model, not a curated record. Bases 107 to 688 code for a protein of 193 amino acids. The transcript has 2 exons. Lineage: Eukaryota; Fungi; Ascomycota; Eurotiomycetes; Eurotiales; Aspergillaceae.
GGUGAUUAGGACAAUUAAUUUGGCUAGUGCCUAGCCCCAUGUCGACGCUGGAUUUUAUAAGAACCUCUUAUAGGUACCAUGUCGAGCCAUACCCUUUUCCUGUUCAAUGGCCAGCACCAUUUACAAUAUGUCUGACUCAGUCUGGUGCAAUGAUACGUCUGACAACACCCGAUUUGACCAUCCUUUUUCCCAAGACAUCCACAUAGACGAAGACUUGAUGGGGUCUUUACUACAUAAUGUAGAUGACUAUGGCGCCGGGUUCGUUGAUUUCGAUACCUCGGCCAAUGAAGAAAGUCUGCGGGGUUUAGGAAUGUCUGCGUUAAGCGUCAGCAGCCUACUCAGGUCUGCCAACGACGCUGUCUCGGUUAUCAAUUCUCUCGACGCCUCGAUAAAUAAUCUGAUCCGGGCUCUUGGGUGUUCAAACGAAAUCAGCACGGGAAUUGAAAGCUUGAAAGGCUCAGUCAAUCAUUUGAACACGUUGACUGCUAGUCUGUCCCGACGACUUGAUGCGUUUAUGGACUUGGCUGAACAAUUUGAAAACAAAGUCGCUCGUGGCCUAGACAGCGUGGACGCAUUGGAGGGCCUGCUAGGACGUGUGGUCAGACUUGAACAAACCGCAAUGGAAAGAAUCGAGAACCUGGCAAUUCGUGCAAGGAGCAGAGAUAUUCGGGAGUCGUGUGAUCGUUGAGUGCAUGGAUAGGUAGCAGUUCUACAUGAUCAGAAAUGACGGAAUGGAGAGGCUGUUUGAUUAUUUUAUUUAA